This is a messenger RNA of Caenorhabditis remanei, 1308 nucleotides long. RefSeq lists its product as uncharacterized. Bases 1 to 1308 code for a protein of 435 amino acids. NCBI's taxonomy places the organism in Eukaryota, Metazoa, Nematoda, Chromadorea, Rhabditida, Rhabditidae. The transcript is spliced from 4 exons. The record is from RefSeq and is a predicted model, not a curated record.
AUGAAUACUCAGCCGCUACGAUAUCAGAGUCUUAAAAUUGUAUUACUUUAUAUGGAAGCAAAUGUUAGGAUCAAAAUAUCCCAGAGACUGCCAACGAUACGCUCAACAGAAAAACUGGUACCUCUCCGAAUUCGGUUUCUCAGUCUCCAUAGUACUAACACGUAUAUUAACACUACAAGUUAUUUUGUGGGAAUCUAUCGAGUCUUUCAACCUGAUCACAACAUUCCCAAGAGCGUUCAGAAUCAAAAUGACAGAGGUGGAGUCUCAUCUGAUCUGGAUCAAUAUGGCUUUCAAGCUCCAUUGAGUUAUACUCUGGAGGCUGGUGACGUCCCACUUAAAGAGUUGAAUGAUGAGCCUUUUCGUCACGAUACGAAUGAAAUUGAAGAAAGAGAGAAACGAAGUUUGAGAAAUUAUGAGGCCGCGUUGGCACUUAAAAUCAAAUCGAUGAAUACUGAAGCUGAUGUAGAAGAAAUACCAGAGAAUGGCAAUCAAGUGAUUGCAAACAACGCUUGGAUACGUCAACUAUCUAAAUAUUCAUUUGAAAGUCUGAACGAGGGUAUUGCAUAUCACCGUCAUGCCCUCCUUCCAUUCCAUUACCGACGUCACAACUUGAGUCCUCCGUAUACCUCUUAUAUUCAAUUGACGGUGUCUUCUAAAGGAACCAAAAAGCAGAUUCAGAGAUACAUGUAUACAAAGAGACUUCAUGAAGCAGCAAAACAACUCAACACAAUUCUAUUUGGAGGUAGACAAGACGUUAUUCAAGUUCGAUUUUUUAAGAUGCCUGGGUGUUCGAUUUUGAGAUUGCCAGUUGGAUUCAAAAUUCGAAUGGACAGUUUUGACGAAAUAUCAUCGCAAUAUAAUGCAUUGCUUCCAAGAAUUGACAGUUCCAGUUUUCCACUGGAUGAGGUCACUAUCUUACUUGUAAUUGAUGCAGAUCUCAAUGUGGAUGGUUUCCAUUUACCAGCAAUUAGAAGUGCGAAGAAUCAAACUGUUAUUGUGACCUAUUCUGAGGUCUUAUACCCCGCCGAUGAGUAUUUCGCGUUGGCAAGGAGCUGGGUUAAUGACAAGAGACCUGUUGGAACUUGUUAUUUGUUUGGAAUCUGGAAAGAAGAAACAGUUAAAGAACUUCUGAAAUUGAUUAGAACUCGCCUGGAAAACACAAGAAGAACGAAAAGACGUGUAACCGUAUGCAUGGGACACUCAAACAGAUUGGAAGUGUAUUAUGUACCAGCUGAUACUCACAGUAAUCCCGAAUUCAAAUGUCAUGGAUAUAAAUGGAUUCUCACAAUGAGAGUUGUACGAGUUUGA